ACACGGAAGCAUGUAAAACAAAACCAAAAACAAGACUUAAUAUUAUUUUGUCUUUUUUCUUUUAACAAAUCCCAACUUUUUCCUUGUUGUUUGUUGUUGCUGAAACUAGAAGAUGGAUUUGCUACCAUCAAGAUAUAAGAUUCACAAGACAAAGUUAAGAUGGAUCUUAACAAUGAUGACGAUGAUGAUGAUGAUGGUGAUGAGAAGAGGAGAAUCAAUGAGAUUAGAUAUGGAAUCAGGUAACACAAAAUGUAUCUCCGAUGACAUCAAAACAAAUUACAUGACCGUUGGGACUUAUUCCAUCGUCAAUCCCAACGAAGGCCACCAUCUUCCUCCUUCUCACAAACUCUUCGUCACUGUGUCAUCUCCUAAAGGGAAAAGCCAUCAUCAUGCAGAGAAUGUAGAGUCCGGGAAAUUCGUGUUCACGGCAGAAGAAACCGGCGAUUACAUGACGUGUUUUGUGGCUCCAGGUUAUAGACCUACCGCAAAAUUCGCGGUUGAUUUCGAGUGGAAAAGCGGUGUAGAGGCUAAAGAUUGGACCACUAUAGCCAAGAGAGGCCAAAUAACCAUGCUAGAGGUGGAGGUGAGGAAACUACUCGACGUGACAGAAACUAUACAUGAAGAAAUGUUUCAGCUCAUAGAGAGGGAAAGGGAAAUGCAAGAGUUAAACCGAUCAACGAAUUCAAGAAUGGCAGCUCUCAGUUUACUGUCGUUCGUGGUAACAAUGUCGGUCGCGGGUUUACAACUACGGCACCUCAAGUCAUUCUUGGAGAGGAAGAAGCUCCUCUGA
Molecule: messenger RNA, 790 nt
Organism: Arabidopsis thaliana (thale cress)
Lineage: Eukaryota; Viridiplantae; Streptophyta; Magnoliopsida; Brassicales; Brassicaceae
Product: emp24/gp25L/p24 family/GOLD family protein
Exons: 4
Coding region: 113-790 (225 amino acids)
Cellular component (GO): endoplasmic reticulum membrane; Golgi cisterna membrane; Golgi apparatus
Source: RefSeq, marked reviewed